Molecule: messenger RNA, 2337 nt
Organism: Populus trichocarpa (black cottonwood)
Lineage: Eukaryota; Viridiplantae; Streptophyta; Magnoliopsida; Malpighiales; Salicaceae
Product: type IV inositol polyphosphate 5-phosphatase 9
Exons: 8
Coding region: 496-1680 (394 amino acids)
Biological process (GO): phosphatidylinositol dephosphorylation
Molecular function (GO): phosphatidylinositol-3,4,5-trisphosphate 5-phosphatase activity; inositol-polyphosphate 5-phosphatase activity; phosphatidylinositol-4,5-bisphosphate 5-phosphatase activity
Source: RefSeq, a predicted model, not a curated record
AUGCGUGGAAGAAUUACUGUGGAUCCAGACUCAAUGGAACGUAGACUUGCAAAGUUGAUCUCCACGCCUCUUUUUUCCCCCCAAGAUGUGGUGCAAUUUAAUCGUGGUUUCAAUAUGGUUUGUUUUUUGGGGCUCUCAGCUGUAGAUGAUUUUGCUUUGUUCUUCCUGGCUCAUAGAGAUCGUUUGCGCAUUUUUCGUUUGAGUUUUGUUAUGUCGUCUGGGACAAACUGUGUGUUCUAUGGCUUGGUCUGCUGUAGGUCUGUUCAGGCUCCUGUGCAACAGCCUUGGUUGGCUUUGGUAGUGGUUUGAGCCUCCAGGGGAGCCUUUGUUUUUGUGGUGGCUGCUCAUAUUCUUGGUCGAUUGUGGGUGAUGGCUCAGAAAAGAUGGCCCGUAAUGAUGAUUAUGCAUCAAAUGCAUAGCCCGCUUUCUGGGUCCUUGGUCCUUCUACAACAUUGGGAGAAUACCAAUUGCUGCUGCUUCUUUGGGUAGGAUUUGAUGUUCGUUGGGGUCUGGGCAUUCCAGUUCAUGGAGUCUCUCAUUUCUCCUAUAAAAUUAUCCAGUUGCAGACAGGUCAUGUGGCCUGAGUUUGUGGCUAGCAAGAUCCUGAGGAAUAUGUUGGGUAGCAACAACUUGGUUGUAGACCUUCCAAAUUCCACAGAGACCAUGUUAGAGCUAGAAGAAACUUCUAGCUCUUCGGUUCCACCUUCGCUCAUCAGUUCCAAGAAAUACAUCACUGAUGAUCAGGAUAAACACAAAUAUUUUAACAGGAUCUUUGUUGGCACAUGGAAUGUUGGAGGCAUUGCACCACCUGAUGAUUUGAACAUGGAAGAUUGGUUAUGCACACGGACUGAACCUGCUGAUAUCUAUGUUCUUGGGUUCCAAGAAGUCGUGCCUCUCAGUGCUGGAAACGUUGUUCCAGGUUUUGAAAACAGCAAGAUUUGCACCAAAUGGAAUUCUCUUAUCAGAGAAGCUCUGAACAAUAGUACUUCGAAACCUGUUCACGAAGAUAAGGUAGGAGAGUUUCAAAAGGUGCUCCCCGUGAAGAAAAAUAGGAGUAGUAAUUCUCUCGGCAAAAGCAGCAAUAUUUUUCCUCACUGCUUUGAUUGUAUCAUAAGUAAGCAAAUGGUUGGAAUUUUUAUCACUAUUUGGGUUCGAGGUGAUCUCCUUCCAUACAUACAACAAGCUAGUGUCUCAUGUGUAGGCUGUGGCAUCAUGGGCUGCCUAGGCAACAAGGGAUCUGUCUCAGUUAGGUUUUGCUUGCAUGAAACAAGCUUAUGUUUUGUGUGUAGUCAUCUGGCUUCUGGAGGGAAAGAAGGAGAUGAAAAGAGUAGAAAUGCCGACGCUACGGAAAUCUUGUCACGCACAAGAUUUUCUCGUGGCCCCUUGCGCAAUUUGCCACGCAAGAUUCUUGAUCACGAUCAGGUAAUCUGGCUUGGAGAUUUGAACUACAGGAUAUACCUGCCUGAUACUAAAACAAGAUAUUUAGUACAGAAAAAAGAGUGGAACAUCAUGUUAGAAAAGGAUCAGCUUAAGGCCGAGCUCAUGGAAGGUCAUGUAUUCCAAGGUUGGAAUGAAGGAAAAAUUGAAUUUGCACCUACUUACAAGUACUAUCAGAAUUCACAAGUCUACUAUGGCUGUGAUCAGAAGAGGAAGGGUGAAAAGAAUCGUGCUCCUGCAUGAGAGGUGUUUUUGCAGGUGCGAUCGAAUAAUUUGGUUUGGAAAGGGACUGAAGCAGAAACAAUACAGCAGAGGUGAAUCUAGAUUGUCUGACCAUAGACCUGUCCGGGCAAUCUUCACAGCAGAAAUCGAAGUCUUAAGUAAUUCCAGGAGAUUAGGAAGCUCUUUUCCAGGCAGAUUCGAUUGCUUAAGAAACCAUUUUGAAGCAUGUAAUGACAGAACAAGCUUCUAUUUACAAGAAUAAUUGCAGUAACUUUCCAUAUGCUGUGUGAAUCAUGCAGAAGAAACUAUGAAUAGAGCAUAUUACAUUAUGAUGGCUCCAUGGUACGCGCAUGCAUACUAUCAAACAGUGUAUCAGUGCAUAUGUAAGAUCAAGAGAUUCGAUCCACCGAUCAUGACGUCCACAAUGACAUCCAAGAAACCAAAAUCGUCAUGUAGUGAGCAAUAUUCAUACACCAUUCUGUAACACGUAACUGAAAGGGAAAUCAUUUAUAAGGUCCGUCUUAUGAUAGUGUCAUGAUAGCAAGGAGAAAAAAGGUAGCUCUAGCAGUAAAAAAAUAGCAGAAGUAGCAGCAGUGGUUAAUUCAACAUGUGUUCGUAGUGGCAGUAGUUAAUUCAGCGUGUGUUUGCUAAUAAUCCCAUGUUUUUGUAUUUGCAGAA